CAGGCCCAGAGUAGGACUUAGGGGCAGGCGCAAGCGCACUCCGGGCUUCUUUGACCAAGAUGGAGCUUGUGGAGCACGUUGUGGCGGACGCCGGAGCUUUCCUGCAGGACUCGGCUUUGCAGGACAUUGGGAAGAACAUCUAUACCGUUCGGGAUGUAGUCAGCGAGAUUCGGGACAGGGCCACGCGCAGGCGCCUCGCCGUCCUGCCCUACGAGCUGCGUUUCAAGGAGCCCUAUCCGGAAUACGUGCGGCUGGUGACUGAGUUUUCAAAGAAAACUGGAGACUAUCCCAGCCUCUCUGCCACAGACAUCCAAGUCCUGGCACUUACCUACCAGUUGGAAGCAGAGUUUGUUGGGGUGUCACACUUAAAACAAGAACCAGAAAAGGUUAAAGUGAGCUCAUCGAUUCAGCACCCCGAAACUCCUCUACACAUUUCUGGUUUCCAUCUGCCCUCAAAGCCUAAACCCCCACGAGAGACAGUAAAGCAUGAACACCUAGACAGUGAGCCUGAGUACCUAGAAUUCAGUUCCUUCAUGUUCUGGAGAAACCCUUUGCCUAAUAUUGAUCGGGACCUGCAGGAGCUACUGCUGGUUGACGAAGGUGAGGAUGUUGCAAGUGAGGAGGAGAAAGAAGAGAAUGGAUUUCAAGAAAGGAAAGACGAAGAUAGUGAUGAUGAUGGGGGGUGGAUAACCCCCAGCAACAUCAAGCAGAUCCAGAGGGAUUUUGAACAGUGCACCAUCCCAAAGGACGUGCGGGUCGGCUGUGUGACUACAGACUUUGCCAUGCAGAAUGUUCUGCUCCAGAUGGGGCUGCAUGUGCUGGCGGUGAACGGCAUGCUGAUCCGGGAAGCCCGGAGCUACAUCUUGCGCUGCCACGGCUGUUUCAAGACAACAUCUGACACGAGCCGAGUAUUCUGUUCCCAUUGUGGAAACAAGACCCUGAAGAAAGUGUCUGUGACUGUUAGCGAUGAUGGAACCCUGCGCAUGCACUUUUCCCGCAACCCUAAGGUGCUCAAUCCGCGGGGCCUCCGGUAUUCACUUCCCACUCCCAAGGGGGGCAAAUAUGCUGUCAACCCUCAUCUGACUGAGGACCAGCGCUUCCCUCAGCUGCGACUCUCCCGCAAGGCCCGGCAGAAAACUGAUGUGUUUGCCCCUGACUACAUAGCUGGGCUGUCUCCCUUUGCAGAGAAUGACAUCUCCAGCCGGUCAGCUAUCCUGCAGGUUCGAGACAACGCUUUGGGAGCUGGGAGGAGACGGUUAAAUCCCAAUGCUUCCAGAAAGAAGUUUGUGAAGAAAAGGUGAAGUGCUAGUUCCGCAGGCAAACUGGACAGCUGCGGCAGCUGCCAGGGAGUUCUGGUGUUGCAUUCCCCCCAGCUGUGCUGGUCCCAAAGCCACCUGGACAGAAAGAGCAGGCCCAGCUCCUGUGUGCUGCUUCACAACUCCUGUGGAGGGUUAGCUUGGGUCUGUGGUGGGACUCAGCCGUGCGUCGGCCUGGGAGCCCCCAGAGAGCUGGGGCUCCUGCCAUGGUGAGGGGAAUUUGAUGAAAAUGGAACAGUGCCCUGGAGUGAAUCUUCAACAUUGAAAGAGGGGAAAUCCCAAGAGAUAAUAUUUUCCUAAUAAAUGUGGUUGCAAGCUUCUAUGCAUUUUCAUUUAAUAGGCCAGAAUUUUUCUUCUUAGGUAAUUUGAAGGCUAACACGUAAAGUAUACAUGAAGAUCAAGCAUUUAGAUUGCUCUUUUUUACAAGGAAAUAAUACUAUUUGUUAUAAUAAAACUAAGUGCUGCUGUAU
Pteronotus mesoamericanus is the source of this 1786-nucleotide messenger RNA. It is a transcript of the gene NOB1, whose product is annotated as NIN1 (RPN12) binding protein 1 homolog. Gene Ontology annotation, cellular component: preribosome, small subunit precursor. Lineage: Eukaryota; Metazoa; Chordata; Mammalia; Chiroptera; Mormoopidae. The transcript is spliced from 9 exons. The coding region runs from base 60 to 1301 and encodes 413 amino acids. Gene Ontology annotation, molecular function: RNA endonuclease activity. Gene Ontology annotation, biological process: maturation of SSU-rRNA; ribosomal small subunit biogenesis. The record is from RefSeq and is a predicted model, not a curated record.